GAAAAGAAAUACAUAAUUUUUCCCGCUGCAGCAAAAUCUGCGCGUAACCUCGCAAUCACGUAAUAAUCAAAUCGAGAUUACCUGUUUGUUGAUGUUGAAGUGGCAAAAUGGCCGCUAUCAAAUCAGCUCUAAAAUGUUGGCGCGAUUUCAAUCUUCCAGAGCAUCAGAAAAUACUUGACCUUGAAGCAAUAGACAUUGGAAACAGACAAGAUGCAGCAGAUAAAUCAAGAAAGAAGCUGAUUGAGCUUACAAGGGAUUUUAAGAAAAAUACUGAAGAUGAAAUACGGAAGAGAGUUUCUCCACUUAUCAAAGCCUUGCAGAGUGAGGUGGAUCAGCUUAGUAAACGAAGCAAAGCUUCAGAAAACAGCUUCCUUUCCUUGUACAAAAAGCUCUUAGAAGUACCAGACCCUGUACCAGCAUUGGAUCAAGCACAAAAUGUUCAGCAACAGCUUAGCAAAGUAAAGGAUUUAGAAAUGGAGAAUCAAAAACUAAGAGAAACCCUUGAUGAAUAUCACACAGAAUUUGCAGAGGUAAAAAACCAAGAGGUGACAAUUAAAGAUUUGAAGGAGAAGAUAAAAGAAUUUGAAGAUAAAACAGAUGAAAAGCUUCAGGCAAAACUGAAAGACCGUGAAGCUUCCUUGCAGAAGGAUUUUAUCCAAAAGGAAAAACAACUUCAAGAAGUGCAGCUAAAUUUGGCGUCACAACUUGGAGAGGCUGAGAGUAAAAUAAAAAAUCUUCAAAUUGAACUGGAAGAAGCUCAUUCCGAUCUAUUUGAUGUAAAAAGUAAGGCGGAGGAAGAAUCAGCCGCAAGGUUUUCAGAGCUGGAAAUGAUUGGUGUUGAUUUAGAUCGCGCUAACCAGCGUUGCCUUUCUGCUGAGAAGUAUGCAGAAUCACUCAAAGACCAACUCACUCAGGCCCUUGAAGCCCGAAAGACCGAUCAAACGGAACAGGAGCGAUUGGACCAGAGUCUUCAUUCUGUCACAACUGCGUCAUUAGAAGUGCAAAUAGCUGCUAAGGACCGAGAGCUUGCUCAGCUUGUCGAUGAAGUCCAUCACAUGCAGAGUGUUUCAAACAAACUGAGAGAAACUUCGAAACGAGAGAUAUCCCUUUUAGAGGAACAGCUGGCUGAGAAAGUUUCACUUGUGGAUUCAUUUAAAUCGAAACUGGAAGCCCAAGAAGAUUACGACGAAAUCAAAAGAGAGCUGAAUAUUUUCAAGAUAAUCGAAUUUGGAGAAAAAGCUAGUGACAUUCCUAAGGGAUCUUCUCCGAAAUCUCUCGAAAAACUGCUGUUGGAGAAAAAUAGGGGUCUUCAAUCGGAAAAUGCAAACCUCAAAGUGGCAAAGAAUGAACUCAAAGAGAAGUGUGAAAGUCUUCAAAAACAAAAUGGCGAUGCUGUGCGUACAACAAAAGAACAAAAAGAGUUGAUAACGCAGUUGGAGAAUGAUCUUUUAAACUUGAACAGCCUACCGUCCACAUUUAGAGGUCAGGGUGAAGGUGAGGCUACACCUGCACCAGAGGCUGAACUUGUGGAGAAAGCUGUACAAGGAGCUUUGCAAGAAGCGGAACGCGAAUCAGAAAAACCAGGCUCUGAGUCACUUCUCUCAAUAGUUUGCAGUCAAAGAGAAAGAUUCAGAACUAGAAAUUUAGAACUUGAAGCACAAACAAGGCAUCAACAACAGCAGAUAACAAGUCUGCAAAAUGAAGUUGAUAGCAUCCGAUCGGAUAAUAUCAAGCUGUAUGAAAAAAUCAAAUUUCUCCAGAGUUACCCAUCACAGAGUGCAAAAGUUAAUCUGAACGAUGCUUCUGUGUCCAAGUAUAGUUCCCACUACGAAGAAAGAAUCGACCCUUUUACAGCUUUUUCGAGAAAGGAGAAGCAAAGAAAAUACACAAACCUCAGUGCUCCGGAAAAGGUCACCCUCAGUAUGGGCCGAUUUAUCCUGUCGAACAAAAUUGCUCGGACCAUUGUUUUCUUCUACACAUUUCUGCUACAUCUUGUCGUGUUCUUGGUGUUAUACAAAAUGGCAUACACGGAGUCAUGCAAGCGCGAUUUUGCAUCAGAUUGUGCGAAAAGGUUUGCCGAACACAUGCACAGUUAUCAUAAAAGUGGAACAUGAUUUUAUUCAACUUUAUUCAGAUAUGAUAAAACAAACAACUUAUAUUUUACAGUACUGAGUGGCCUUUAGUAGUAUAAAUUAUCAGGGAAUUACAUUUGUUAAAUAUGAUAUCUUGCAAAUAUUAUACAAAUAUUAAAAAUCAUUCUUUGGCUAUCUUUCUUUAAUAUUUGGAGCUCUUUAGAUAAGUGGGUAGUUUCCUGACACCCGUAUGCUCCCUGAAUUCUAGUAAAGGUAUCAUUCGUAUAAGUAAACGUGCCAAUCAACUGUUAACCAAUCGAAUUGCGAGCUGCAGUUCAGACCAAUGAAAAUGAAUCACGAGCCGGGUAUUUGUCACAUGUAUCUGUGACAACGUAAACUUACACAGUUGGUAUUUUUAUCGUUAUUUGGAAUGCCACAAAACGUUAUCCUGUACAGAUUUGAACCUUAUAAGACCGUAUUGUGCGAAUCAUAUUGAAACAGUUAUAUACCAGUUUCCAUUCCCAUCUAUUUCUGCCACCAAUUAUAAUAUUCCACACUAUUUUCUUAAAUUGUUGGCCAUCACGAGCACCGAUGUUACUUAAACCUCGUGACUUUUCCUGGUAAAACGAAUUUUAGGAUCUAAAAGUUUUCAUGAGGAUAAUUUCACAACACAACAAUACACAACAAACAACUAUAUGAGAAGAGCAGAGAGAAACAACUGAGCGCUGAAAUGGAUGAAGUAUAAUGGAGAACAUUCGGUGAUAUAUUGCUGUUACCAUCAAGCACACCAUGUCAACAGUCUAUGAAUUACUACUUUGAAUAUCCACCUAAGGCAAUUCAGUGAAAGAAAAGGAAUAACACUGCCUGUAUUGCUUGACAAUGACAUCGUAGAAGCAGCAAAUUACCAUCAACGAUUGCAAAUAAGACAUUUUAAAACAACAGAAGACCUUAGCAUCCUAAGACUUUUUAGAAAUAUUUCUAAAGUUAGGGAGUAUCUUAUUUCACUGGGGAUUGAGUUCCAUACUUGGUAAUAUUGGCAUUCGUUUAUGAAAAAUAUUUCAUCCAUAAAAGUAGAUUUAAACCUUUAAAUGAUUCAUAUAUUUGUAUUGCAAGAUAUUUUGAAUUUUUCUUGUGAAUUUAUCAAAAAUUGUUAAAAGGUUGAUUGAUAAUCUUUA
Messenger RNA from Rhopilema esculentum, 3247 nucleotides. Its product is annotated as protein CASP. NCBI's taxonomy places the organism in Eukaryota, Metazoa, Cnidaria, Scyphozoa, Rhizostomeae, Rhizostomatidae. Gene Ontology annotation, biological process: intra-Golgi vesicle-mediated transport. The record is from RefSeq and is a predicted model, not a curated record. Gene Ontology annotation, cellular component: Golgi membrane.